AUGUAUUGGACUUUUGCUUAUCUUUUCUUUUUGUUUAUCAUAUCAAGUAAAGCUCAUACACCAGGAACAGUAACUGUUGAUAUACUUACCUUUGAUAAGAUUCGAAAUAAUUUUGAUGCUGUUCUCGCCAAAUUUGAUGAUAAAUACCCUUUCGGUGAAAAAUAUGAUCAAUUCAAAAGAUUUGCUAUAAAUGUUGCUAAUUCAAAGAAUCUUGUUGUUGUUGAAAUUCCAAUAACUGACUAUGGAGAGAAAGAAAAUGAAAUGCUUGCUUUAGAAUAUGGUGUUAAAAAAGAAGAUCAUCCUGUAUAUAAAUUAUUUCUCAAAGGCAAAUCGAAACCAAUUGAUUAUACGGGUGAUAAAACAGAAGAUGAUUUGAGACGCUUUCUUUCGCAUAAUACAAAUAUUUGGUUUGGUUUUCCUGGCACCGUCGAAGAAAUGGAUCGUUUAGCUGAACAAUUUUUUGUUGCAUCAUCAAACAAUGAUGAAAAUACACAAAAGUCAUUGUUGGAGAAAGCACAUGAAGCAGUUAAAAAAUUAGUUGAUAAGAAAGAGCAAAUAAGUGGUAAAUCGUACAUAAAAAUCAUGGAGUCAGUUAUUAAACAAGGCAGCGAUUUUUUUAAACGCGAAGGUCGACGUGUUGAAAAUCUUCUCAAAGGAAAGAUUACGAAUGAAAAGAAACAAGAAUUACAACAUCGCGCCAAUAUUCUACUCUCAUUUCAAUCAUUAACUGUAACUACUGAUAAAGAACUGUAA
Messenger RNA from Rotaria socialis, 753 nucleotides. Lineage: Eukaryota; Metazoa; Rotifera; Eurotatoria; Philodinida; Philodinidae. The record is from the annotation of a GenBank genome assembly.